This is a messenger RNA of Trichomonas vaginalis G3, 177 nucleotides long. Its product is annotated as Ankyrin repeat family. Gene Ontology annotation, molecular function: protein binding. The record is from RefSeq and is a predicted model, not a curated record. The transcript has a single exon. The coding region runs from base 1 to 177 and encodes 58 amino acids. NCBI's taxonomy places the organism in Eukaryota, Parabasalia, Trichomonadida, Trichomonadidae.
AUGAUCAAAGCCGAGUUGAUUUAUUCAACGAAAUAUCUUCAUUUUGCGGCAAUGAAUGAUAGUAAAGAAACAGCUGAACUUCUUAUCUCUCACGAUGCAAAUAUCAGUGAAAAGGAUGAAAAUGGAGUAACUGCUCUUCAUUUAUAUAAUAUAUAUAUCUUAAGAUAUUUUAUAUAA